GCGAGCAUUAAGAAUGCGCUCCUGAACACCGCCAAGGCGCCGGAGAGCACGCCAGUGCAGGGUCAGCGGAAGCAGGCAUCAUUGUAUACCAUCUCGGUGCACUUGGAGAUGAUCGACAUCCCGGGCAAGAAGAACGCUGGCGCACGCGUGACCUUUGCAGAUGGCGCCAGCCUCAAGGCCACGCAACCGGCCAACCGCCAUGGCCUCAGCACUUUGUCGGCUCGCGCGAUGGAGCAGGUGGGCCUUCCCAGCACCCCGGCAGGCGUGGUCAGGACGCAUGCCAACUUCAUGCCGCCCACCGCCGCCGCGAACCCCACGCAGGGCCGCAGUUGGGCGUGGGUGGGCGCCGCAUACGGGAACUCUGACGCGGCCGCGGCCAAAGCAUGCAACUUCAUCGGCGACAUCACGAAGCACAUCCUCAUCGACGCCUUCGUGUCCGCAGACAUGGCCGUCCCCGCCACUCCAAACCAGACCGCGUGGAGUGCGCAGGCGAAGAUACUUUCUAACCGCGUGUCAAUGACCCGCACGGGCACCAAGCACACCUCGGAGCCGUACACCAUCACUGAGUUGCUGAACUUCGCGAUCUCAAUUGCGCCGAAUGUGCCCGUCAAGGUUCACAACGCCCUGAAGACGUGGGCUUCCGAGCUCGGCAGCGUCGUGGCUUUCACCCAGCCCGUCACGCCAUCGACUUCCUCUUCUUCCACGUCGCAGCCCUCCGCCGGCGUCGCCCCGUCCAAGAAGCCCGCCAGCAAGUGCCCCGUGACGAAGACCAUCGCGAAGACGACGGCGGCGGUGAG
This is a messenger RNA of Prorocentrum cordatum, 797 nucleotides long. The record is from the annotation of a GenBank genome assembly. Lineage: Eukaryota; Dinophyceae; Prorocentrales; Prorocentraceae.